AUGGCAUCGCAGGAGCUCAAACACAGAACUAAACCAGAAGAACAAGAAGGAGAAACUAAGGAAAUCGACGCCUCUUCCGCUGCGGAUAUGAAUAAUAACGGCAAACCUAGACGCCAGAAAAAAAGGGGCAUGGCCAGCCGCGGGCUCCGAUCAUUGGCACUUGCACUUUCGUUCCCAAUUUUGUUAACGAUAAUGGAUAUUUACCUGUUCGGAUCGAGCAAUCGGUACCGGAACAUCGAAAAGCCCUUCUAUUUCCCUCCUCUUUGGGCCUUGCACUUGACCUGUUUGGCUGCUGCUUUUCUCUCGGGCCUGUCCUCUUGGCUUGUUUGGGCCGAUGGUUGGUUUCACAAGCAGCCCAGUGCUUUGCUUCUCUAUUUGGGGCAGCUUGGGCUGAGUUUGGGGUGGUACCCGAUUGUAUUUGGAGCAGGAGCAACUCGGGUCGGGUUGGUGAUGUGUACGGCCUUAUUCGGGGCUAUGGUUGGGUGUUCUCCUUUCUCAAUCGGUUUCUUUUGCGCUCUAAAGAAAAUGCUUCCUCUUUCUUUACUCAAGACCGCUCAAGGUCACCCCAUGUUGGUGGAGCUGAAAAAUGGGGAGACUUACAAUGGGCAUUUGGUUAACUGCGACACUUGGAUGAACAUUCAUCUGCGUGAAGUUAUAUGUACAUCUAAGGAUGGAGAUAGGUUUUGGCGAAUGCCUGAGUGCUACAUUCGGGGAAAUACAAUUAAGUAUCUUAGAGUUCCAGAUGAGGUAAUUGACAAAGUUCAAGAAGAGAAGAGUCGUUCUGAUAGGAGGCCACCUGGAGUAGGCCGUGGAAGAGGAAGAGGUAGAGAGGAUAGCUCUAAAGCAAAAGGCAUUGGUCGCGGUUUGGAUGAUGGAGCUGCUAAAAACACAGGAGGAGGUCGGGGCAGAGGUGGAAACAAAGUGGCAGGUGGAGGGCGAGGUCGAUGA
Messenger RNA from Fraxinus pennsylvanica, 948 nucleotides. NCBI's taxonomy places the organism in Eukaryota, Viridiplantae, Streptophyta, Magnoliopsida, Lamiales, Oleaceae. The record is from the annotation of a GenBank genome assembly.